GGCGGACUGUCACACCACUCCUCUCCCUAGACCGGCACAAAGAGGCGGAGACACUUCCUCCAGUGAGAAUCGGUAGCAAGCUUUUGCUUUCUGAGCCCUUCGUCUGGCCGUUUUUGUUGCUCGUCCAGUCAGCCAUAGCAGUACGAGGAGAGAGUCGCCACGUAAUCGAGUAACAGCGAGCAAGAUGGCUGCUACCAGUUUCCAUCGGUUCAUGUACCUGCCGUUUGAGCUCCGGGCUCUGGUGUGGGAGCUGACUGCCGAACCCCGUAUCGUCGACGUUAAUAUAGUGUGCAGAGAAACUACACGAACCGACUACGGAGCACAUGAUUACAGAGUGCUAGAGAGAAACGUGAGUUCCUUUACACCGAUCCCGGCAAUCGUGCAAGUCUGUCGCGAAGCUCGUCAGCUGGGGGUUUAUCGACAGCUCUUCUCCGAGUUGGAAGACGUGCGGGACGGCGGUGAACGGCGCUAUGUUUGGCUUAACCUGGAGCUUGACAUUAUCGACGUCUGGAAGGCACCCUUGGGGAGCUUUAUCCCUGUUGCAGCCUCGAUCAAACGACUCAAGUUCACGAGGGAUUCAGUCAUCACUGAGGAUAUUAUAUGCCUUGGAAAGUGUGUCAACUUAAAAGAGCUGCAUAUAGACAGCUCUGGAGACUACUCGUUCAAUUUCUAUGAGGUGUUCAAGAGAUUUCCUCUCCAUUGCGGCAUGGAGAACAUUCUCAUGGUUGACGCUUGGUUAGGUCUGGUACCACUAAAGGUGGAAUAUGUAAGUUACUAUGGGAGGCAGUUUACGGCAUGGACGCUAAGGAGAAUCGAGACAGACCUAGAGUCUCGCGGGAUUCAAUGGGGGCUGCGAGGAGAGGCCGCUUCCGGUUCUGUCAACCUCUGAACAUACAGCGUACAUCUGACAAAAAGCUGGUAGAGUGAAGGUUGACGAAGGGGGAUCACCGAGAAAGUUAUAAAAGAAGGAAGUCGGCAGGUCCAAACAGCAGCGUAUAGAUGGGGAAUAGGAUCUCGUAUCAUGACUCUUUAGAAGCAGUCUUGGGUUCGCUUCAAACAUGUACGUUCAAUUUC
Molecule: messenger RNA, 1074 nt
Organism: Neurospora crassa OR74A
Lineage: Eukaryota; Fungi; Ascomycota; Sordariomycetes; Sordariales; Sordariaceae
Exons: 2
Coding region: 185-889 (234 amino acids)
Source: RefSeq, a predicted model, not a curated record